AUGGAUAAGCCUGUAGCGGACCCGGUGAAGCUCAAACAAGAGGGCGAGAUCUUACUGGCCGACUCUAUGAAGUCAGAAAGGGCGGUAGCAGACUACCUGAGCAGUCUGGGUUUGGCUGCGGAUGAAAGAGUGGGCGGUAAACACCGUCUCCUUGAUCCAAAGGCAGAAGAACUCUAUGAAGGCGUCACGAAAGCAGUGAUCAACAGUACAAUGCCCAAGGACCUUCCCAACCUACGGAAGGCGUACGAGGAUCCGGAGUGCUUCAAGGAAGAAGCUCAAAGCUUGAUGUCGCGCUACGGCUCUAUAUGGGGAGACGAUGACCGAAGAAGUGCAACAAACGAACUUCGCAUUAGCCAGCCGGAUGACAAAGCGACUAUCGAGAUCAUGCUCAGAUGUUUGAUCGGGAAACGCCUCUUUACGUCUCGAAAAGACACGCUUAGGAAAGUUAGGAAGCAGGAACGCUCUCUCUCGAACGCGCCUUUACCCAAGCCCUUCAUCAGGGGCCCCUCCAGUAAUAGCGCACCCGAAGAUGUCGCUCUGAGCACUGUCACAAGUUCUUAUGGCGGUGAUGACAAUCCCAGCGACGACUCGGAAUCAUACGGAUUUAUCAAGCAGGAGGACUCCCCUACUAUAUCGCCAGAUAUCAGGACCAUCAGCGAUGUACCUGCUUAUAACGGUACUACGCUUGGAGGUACUCUCGGAGAUCAAGGUGACGCGGAGAUUGAUACACUGCCUCUGGAGGAGAGAAGGCUGAAGAAGGCGGACAAGCAAGAAGAAAACUCUUCCUUGACUACGACCACCCCGGACACAGAUUGUCCCCCGUAUACACGCUGGGAUGAGCGAUCUGCAACACAAGCAAGCGAUGUCAACUGCAACGGUCUCCCUCCCAGCAUCGAGGACGGUCGUCAGGUCGAAUCUAGCGACGACACAUCACUGAUCGACCGGUUCAUGAACAUGGCUCUGCAACCACAGCAGGACGUUGCAACACAUGCUCCACCACAUGAGGACCCAACUGGAGAUCCUUACGUGAACCCUAAACCAACGGAAGAGUCUUACCACCAACAAGCCGCCUUUGAUGAGCUGGUAGAGGUGCUCAAGACGUCGACCCCUCAGGGUUCCAAGACCAGAAAGCUCGAGUUCAUCCGAUGCAAGCUGUCCACCACCGAAACGUGCAAGAGAAUGAAAAGAGAAUUGGGUACCGCUGAUUUCAAGGAAUCGUAUACAUCAAUGUUGUUGUGGCACGAGAUUCACGCUAAAUUGCAAGACUUCCAGAUGGCUACCAACUACCACGGAAAGGCAGGUGCGGACUGGCGGGCCCACAAGCAGACUUUGAGAGCGUCCUCUUGGAAAGAUGCAUCCCUGCCUGCUCUAUCCGCGCAUCGCGAGCUAGGUCUGUUUGCCCAGGAGUCGGAGGGACGUCGGGAAUGGGUGGCAUUCAGGCCGGGUGUGUUCGCGACACGUGUAGCUUGCUUCUACGCUACUCUUCUACAGCAACCAAAUGUAGGUGCUGCGGAUCUUGUUGCUGGAUUUCAGGAGUAUAACGUUGAGUUGCUCAAGUGGUUCGAUGUUGGAGAUUGA
Messenger RNA from Alternaria triticimaculans, 1578 nucleotides. RefSeq lists its product as uncharacterized. The coding region runs from base 1 to 1578 and encodes 525 amino acids. NCBI's taxonomy places the organism in Eukaryota, Fungi, Ascomycota, Dothideomycetes, Pleosporales, Pleosporaceae. The transcript is spliced from 3 exons. The record is from RefSeq and is a predicted model, not a curated record.